Prorocentrum cordatum is the source of this 721-nucleotide messenger RNA. Lineage: Eukaryota; Dinophyceae; Prorocentrales; Prorocentraceae. The record is from the annotation of a GenBank genome assembly.
AUGGGCAAGGGCAAGAAGGCCUUCGACAGCAGGGCGUGGUUCAACGCGUCGACGCUGAGGAAAUGGCUGCACCGAGAGCUGAAAGAAGGCGUCGCUGGUUGGCAUGGGCGGUCUGCCCUCCUGCAUUAUGUGCUCCCUGGUCUCUGUUCGGGCAUCCCUCUGGAGGGGCCGCCCGACACCAGGGUUUUCGGGCUGUGCCCCGCUGGCCGCGGAACGGAGAGCUACAGCCAGGCGUGCAACACGGUGCUCUCCGACCGCGACGCCACGGCCACCGCGGAGGUGAACGCGAUCCGGGCCGCCACGCAGAGGCUCGAGACGCACAAUCUGUCCGGCUGCGACAUUUACUGCACCGUGCACCCCGACCUGAUGUCUCUGGGGGCCAUCCUGUGGGCCCGCAUAGACAACGUGUAUUGCGGCGUCACGCAGCAGGUUGCGGCGCAGUCGGGCUUCGAGGAUGGCAUUAUCCACUUCAAGGACCUUAUCGAGACAAUGGACAACGAACGCAAGAUCACCGAUGUGGUUGUGGGCGUUGCCAAGGACGACUGCGAGAAGGUCUUCCAGGAAUGGUCCGACCGCAACGGUGUCAUUUACUGAGCCGCCACCCUCUCCGCCGGGGGGGGCCCCUCGGGCGCGCCGGCCGUCCAGCGGCGGCGCUCGCUCGAAUCCGCCACUGCCCCGGUUCUUCCUCCUCCUCCUCCGCCUCCUCCUCCUCCGCCUCCUC